Penaeus chinensis is the source of this 1746-nucleotide messenger RNA. RefSeq names its product translin-associated protein X-like (gene Trax). The transcript is spliced from 4 exons. The coding region runs from base 174 to 977 and encodes 267 amino acids. The record is from RefSeq and is a predicted model, not a curated record. Lineage: Eukaryota; Metazoa; Arthropoda; Malacostraca; Decapoda; Penaeidae. Gene Ontology annotation, cellular component: cytoplasm; nucleus. Gene Ontology annotation, molecular function: RNA binding; sequence-specific DNA binding; RNA endonuclease activity.
UGUAAAGCAGAUUUUCUCUUACAACUCUUCAGUAAAGAAAAGAAAAUCGUUUUUCUUGUUUUAUCGGAAAUGGAUCGAGGACUAUCAGUUUUAUGUUACCUAAAAUGCUUGACAUUGUAAAGAGAAGGCAUUUUGAUAGAAUUUUUCAAGCAGUACAAGACAGCCCAUAAACCAUGGGUGACCAUGGCCGAAGAAAUGCAAAGAAGCCCCCUGAUACCAGCCAGGACACACCCUUAAUGACUCUCUUCCGUGUGUACUCUAAAGCCCUAGAUGAGAAGAAUGAUAAAUAUGAGCGUAUUUACAAGACCAGCCGUGAUGUGACAGUACGCAGCAAAAGAGUCAUCUUCUCUCUUCAGAGAAUACCUGGCCUGAGUGAAGAAGAGAAGGAUGCAUUGAUGGUAUCGGCUACAAAUGAACUGCGUGACAUUGAGCGUACACUCCUAAAGCAUAUUGCCAUGGAACUUAGGGAUGAGGAGCCACACCAGUUUGUUAAUGCUUUUACUUCAGGCAUCCAGGAGUACAUUGAGGCCGUGUCUUUCCACCACUUUCUGCUGACGGGGACAAUUAUCAGCCAUGAGGAAGUGCAGCGUCGUGUAACCUUUGGGGACCAGGAGGAAGACCAGACAGACUUGGUUCCCCUCAGUGUGCUAGUCCAGCCCAAGGAAUACAUCCUGGGGAUUGCUGACCUCACGGGGGAGCUUAUGAGGUUCUGCAUCAAGAGUGUGAGCACAGGAGACUUUGAGAAAUGCUACAAGAUCUGUGAAGUCCUCAAAAAGAUGCAUGGUGGCUUCCUGUCCCUUGGUUAUAUCCCAGCCAAGGACCUUUACAACAAGGUCACUGUUUUUAGGUCAAGUCUACACAAGGUGGAAGAAGCAUGCUACUCACUACAACUGCGGAAAUCAGAGGUGCCAGCGGAAAUGCUGGGUGAUGUCUUUGCUCUCUAUGAUGCAGAUGACCACAGCACAGGAUUUAUGUAAUAUACUGAAGCAGCUGGAUCUUUGUUUUUUUCAUGUGCACACAAGAUUUUUGCAUAAGCUUGCACAGAAACUGAUUUGUAUUAAGGAUUAUGAAAAUAUGUGACUCACACUGUGUGGCUUUAUUUUUGAUGCGAGAGAUUACAAACUAAAUUAACCUUCAUUUAUAAGGUCUUUGUAUGUAGUUAAUCUUGUUUUUCUUAUAUUUAUUGAUGUGAUAUGAUGUUAUUGCUUUUUCUUUGUACUUAGUGAUACUUUAUCCCAUAUGAGUACAAUUUAUUUUUAUUGAUAGUCAAGUAAGUUUAGGGAAAAAAAAAGGAAUUCAGUCAAUGUAUAGGUUAUUACUGUAUCUUACCGACAUCAAAUAACCUUGUCUGUGAUCUCUGUAUUUCAUAUUUUAUUUCUGAAGCAAAGUAUAGUGGUUCUGACAGGCACUCUUUAUCUUGCUAAUAUUGUGUAGUAAUGCAAGUUUUAAGAUAUAAUAAAUAUUUCAUAUAAUUUUAGUGCAGUAUAAUAAUUUAAGAACUCCAAAAUGUAAAAUUUAGUUUCAGUAAUAAUAUAAGGAUGUCUUAAUAGCAAUUCUGAUCUUGUCAGUCCCAUGUUCAUGCUUAUUUAGGAAUCUUUGUCUUCUCUCCUACCAAAAUAUAAUUAAAUUAGUACAAUUAGGACAUGAUAAAGGUAUGUAGAAACAUUUAUAACUUUAAUUUUAAUAUCAGCAAGGUUGGUUAAAUAAUUUUAUCAGUAUCUAACUUCUGAAUAAAAAGCAAAUUGU